UCCCGAGACUUCAUCUCCGCGAGACCGGCCACGUAACCACCGCCAUAUUGAAACAGUUGUGGAUCGUCUGUGGUUCCUCCCACUGCUUGAGAUUUUGUAGUUUUCUACAACAUGGGAGGCACGCAGAGCGCCGAGAUACCCGGGGGAGGCACAGAAGGCUACCACGUCCUUAGAGUCCAGGAGAACUCCCCUGGUGCAAAGGCGGGGUUAGAAGCAUUCUUCGAUUUCGUCGUGGCCAUAGGAAACACAAGAUUGGAUAAGGACAAUGACACCCUUAAGGACCUCCUUAAGGCGAAUGUUGAGAAGCCUGUGAAGAUGAUGGUUUACAGCAGCAAGUCUCUGAAGGUCCGAGAGGUCACCAUCACCCCCAGCAACAUGUGGGGAGGUCAGGGGUUACUCGGGGUCAGCAUUAGGUUCUGUUCGUUUGAAGGAGCCAAUGAGAAUGUGUGGCAUGUACUGGAUGUCCAGCCCAAUUCCCCUGCAACACUGGCUGGUCUGAAGUCCAACACUGACUACAUCAUCGGGGCAGACACAGUACUACAUGAGUCUGAAGACCUGUUCUCCCUGAUAGAGUCCCACGAAGGCAAACCCCUGAAGCUGUAUGUUUAUAAUGUGGAGACGGACAGAUGUCGAGAAGUCACCAUCACUCCUAACGGGGCAUGGGGAGGAGAGGGGAGCUUAGGCUGUGGAAUAGGUUAUGGAUAUCUACACAGGAUACCCACAAAGUCCCCCCAGGAAGUGAACAUGUCGGUGCCAGCCUCCUCUCCCCCCUCCUACAACAGUGUGGUACAACCCACCAACGUGGCUCCUACUCCUGAUGGCUUCUCAGAGGUACCUCUAAGUGGUACUACCCCAUCUCCGCAGAAAGCACCAGGGCUGGACCAGGGCAUGGCGUCCCUGUCGGUAGGGACGGUCCCCACCCCCUCCGUGCCUGGUGCACUCACUACGCCAACUGUAGGACCCAACCCUCUCACCACAGGUGAGGAGAACCAAGUUUCACAACAGGAGGGCCAAGAGUUACCCACACCCCCAGCAAACCAGCAACAAGAACAAACUGUUCAGAACACUGAUGGCACCCCCACAGUUCCAGUGUUGCCCGCUGGGUCACCUGCCCCUGCUGUAGGACUACCCUCCCUGCCAAAUAUGGGCGCGCAACCGGGCGUGUCCCCGGCAACAGCAGCCUUGCCAACAAUGCCAGGUAUAACGCCGCUCCCUAACCUGCCCCCUCUCACAACCCCCAUCUCCCUCCCUGGCAUCCCCCCGCUCAACUUACCGCCAGGCCUGGCGACAACGAUGCCCGGCGGACUCCCGAUGCCGUCUACCCUGCAGUUCACUGCUGGCUCUGUACCCCCCAUCUCUUUGCCUGCCAACAUGACCAUGCCACCUGUUUCACUCCCUACCACAUUCUCCAUCCCCCCAGCUUCCUUCCCAGCAUCCUCCUCUACCUCGCUCCCUAGUGUAGCCCCUUUACCCACGCUGCCCCCGGGUAUCACCAUCCCUCCCCUUACCCCUCCUACCCUUCCUAGUGCCCCCGUUACGGAUUUGACAGAAAAAGCGCAAGAAGCAACGUCACAAGAACAAGUGGAGAACACGACAACAGAAGCAGUAACUGCAGCGUCAUGAACAAAAACAACCUGUCAUAAAUUAGGAAUCCUGGACACCCCCAUGUACAAAAUGUGUUGAUCAGGUCAUAGGUCAGCAAAAUAGUUCUUCAAAUAGUUAGUUAUGGAAAGGUAAUAAAGAGUGAUGAAUAAGGAAUACUGUUGUCAACAAUGAAUGGAAUAAUACUUAAUUAGAACUUGUUUCUAAAUCAACUUUUGUCUAUACGUUUUCUUCCCAAAAAGGUUGAAAAAUACUCUAACCUUGCAAGUUGUAGCCACGAAUAGAAAGUACAACAGAGGUUUGCAAAGGGUUGUUAUUCCCCAUUGUGAAAAGCUGGACUUCCAGUUAGAAAUGCUUACAGAAAGCAGCACAAUUAGAGAAAAGUUUGUAUCUCUCAAAGGCUUGUUGACAAUUGCUAUUUUACGUUGAUCGAUAGUUAUUAAUACACAAGUGUGCAUUUUUCUUGUAAGAACAAUAGCCAGAGGCAGUUAUCAACCGAAAUUUUGCUAUAUUUAUCAUGGAGUAAACGACAUAGUUGUAAAUAUUGGUUAGACAACCUAUAUUGGAGUUAUAAGUAUAACAACAAUAGUAAUUCCAUUGUUGUUAUCUGGGGAUUCGAGGGCGGGCGUAUUCUUCCUGGGUGUGGGUGUAGCUUUUAGACAAACCACACUCCUACUAUGUAUGAUGCAAUAGCAUAUACAGUCUUGUACACAAAAGAACUGGCAAGAGUUACUCUCAUGUGUCUUUGUUUUAUUACCUCCAUGAAAUAUUGAGGUAUUGUUUCGGGUG
Branchiostoma floridae (Florida lancelet) is the source of this 2391-nucleotide messenger RNA. Its product is annotated as Golgi reassembly-stacking protein 2-like. The record is from RefSeq and is a predicted model, not a curated record. The transcript is spliced from 11 exons. Gene Ontology annotation, biological process: Golgi organization. The coding region runs from base 112 to 1623 and encodes 503 amino acids. Gene Ontology annotation, cellular component: Golgi apparatus. Lineage: Eukaryota; Metazoa; Chordata; Leptocardii; Amphioxiformes; Branchiostomatidae. Gene Ontology annotation, molecular function: protein binding.